Molecule: messenger RNA, 3333 nt
Organism: Paramecium primaurelia
Lineage: Eukaryota; Ciliophora; Oligohymenophorea; Peniculida; Parameciidae
Source: the annotation of a GenBank genome assembly
AUGUAUUAAUAGAAUUAGUUUAACUAAAUAAAUGUCGGCACAAUAAUAUCAGCACCUUCAGGAUAGUAUCCUAAUAGAUAGUUUAAAUUAUCAAAACUCUUAGGAUAAGGAUCAGAGGGUAGUGUUUAUGAAGCAAUUCCAAUAAAUUGGGGUUAAAAUUAGAAUAAAGUUGCUUUAAAAUUCUCAACUAUUAUUAAGGAUAAUGCAAAAUAGUUUUAUAAACAAAUUAUAGACUAUUAGAAUAAAAAUGAAAAUUAUAAUAGCUCUAAUUAUUAAGCUUCAAACAUUAUAAGAAUUCAUGAUUUUUUUGAUUUUUCUAAUUAUUUCGUUUUAGUAAUGGAAUUAGGAGAUAUUGACCUAUAUAAAUAUAUUGAAUAGAAUAAAAAAACAUUAACAAUUUAGUAAAAGUAAUCAAUUUGUUUAUAAGUAUUAAAUUUAUUUUUAUUAGAUUUUAUAAUCAAUAGUCUUUUUACAUAAAUAAAAACUAGUUCAUAGGGAUAUCAAACCAGAAAAUUAUUUAUUUAUUGACCAAUAAGUUAAAUUAAUUGAUUUUGGAUUAAUUAAGUACUUCAAUGAAGAUGAAAAACGCAUGACCAAAUCUGUUGGUACAAAGCUUUUUCAAGCACCUGAAUUAAUUGAAGGAAAAUAAGAUUAUACAAUGUCUGUUGAUGUUUGGGCCAUGGCUUUUGUGUUUUAUGAAAUUAUUUAAGGAUAGAAAUUGCUUGAAAGUAAUUAAUCAAAAUUUUAAUAGCAAUAAAUACACAUGAGAUAGAAAAAUAAAUCUUAAAUCAUAAAUUAGAUCAAUCCUCAUUAUUCAAUAAAAUUGAGAGACUUAUGAUUUCUAACGAAUGGAAGCAAACAAUCAAAAGCAUGCUUCAUCCAGAUCCUUAUCAAAGAAUAACUGCAAAUGAUGCAUAAGAUUUGUUUAAAAAAAGUGAGAUAGUAUAACCAUCCGUCCAAGCAUAAUAAAAUCAAGGGCAAUUAAAUCAAUUCCAAUAAAAUCAAGGGCAAUUAAAUCUAUAACAAUAAAAUCAAGGGCAAUUAAAUCUAUAACAAUAAAAUCAAGGGCAAUUAAAUCUAUAACAAUAAAAUCAAGGGCAAUUAAAUCUAUAACAAUAAAAUCAAGGGCAAUUAAAUCUAUAACAAUAAAAUCAAGGGCAAUUAAAUCUAUAACAAUAAAAUCAAGGGCAAUUAAAUCUAUAACAAUAAAAUCAAGGGCAAUUAAAUCUAUAACAAUAAAAUCAAGGGCAAUUAAAUCUAUAACAAUAAAAUCAAGGGCAAUUAAAUCUAUAACAAUAAAAUCAAGGGCAAUUAAAUCUAUAACAAUAAAAUCAAGGGCAAUUAAAUCUAUAACAAUAAAAUCAAGGGCAAUUAAAUCUAUAACAAUAAAAUCAAGGGCAAUUAAAUCUAUAACAAUAAAAUCAAGGGCAAUUAAAUCUAUAACAAUAAAAUCAAGGGCAAUUAAAUCUAUAACAAUAAAAUCAAGGGCAAUUAAAUCUAUAACAAUAAAAUCAAGGGCAAUUAAAUCUAUAACAAUAAAAUCAAGGGCAAUUAAAUCUAUAACAAUAAAAUCAAGGGCAAUUAAAUCUAUAACAAUAAAAUCAAGGGCAAUUAAAUCUAUAACAAUAAAAUCAAGGGCAAUUAAAUCUAUAACAAUAAAAUCAAGGGCAAUUAAAUCUAUAACAAUAAAAUCAAGGGCAAUUAAAUCUAUAACAAUAAAAUCAAGGGCAAUUAAAUCUAUAACAAUAAAAUCAAGGGCAAUUAAAUCUAUAACAAUAAAAUCAAGGGCAAUUAAAUCUAUAACAAUAAAAUCAAGGGCAAUUAAAUCUAUAACAAUAAAAUCAAGGGCAAUUAAAUCUAUAACAAUAAAAUCAAGGGCAAUUAAAUCUAUAACAAUAAAAUCAAGGGCAAUUAAAUCUAUAACAAUAAAAUCAAGGGCAAUUAAAUCUAUAACAAUAAAAUCAAGGGCAAUUAAAUCUAUAACAAUAAAAUCAAGGGCAAUUAAAUCUAUAACAAUAAAAUCAAGGGCAAUUAAAUCUAUAACAAUAAAAUCAAGGGCAAUUAAAUCUAUAACAAUAAAAUCAAGGGCAAUUAAAUCUAUAACAAUAAAAUCAAGGGCAAUUAAAUCUAUAACAAUAAAAUCAAGGGCAAUUAAAUCUAUAACAAUCAAAUCAAGGGCAAUAGAAUUUAUUCCAAUAAUAUCAAUUCCAAUAAAAGCAAGGGCAAUAGAUUUUUUCUCUAUAAAAUCAAGGCCGAUUAACUCAAAAACAACAAAAUUCAGGGCAAUUAUCUUAGCACUAUUCAAGUACUAAAGACUUAGUAUAUUCGUUAAAUGAAACCAAGAAUUUCAUUUAAAUAUUAAAGAAUUCGAUAAAUAUCAAGUCACUAUAAUAAGAUAAAGAAUAAACCAUGUAAAUUAUUUUUUAAUUUGAAAAUUUGAUAGCCUAAGUUGAAAAGAAUUUGGGCAACUAAUAAUAAGUGAUGUAAACAAUAACUGAACAAUUAGCUUAAUAACUGAAGUAAUAACAUGCCAAUUAGGAUUAUGAUGCAAUUUAGAAUAAAAUAAAUAAAAACAACGAAUUAAUUAGUGAAAAAUUAAAAAUUAAAAAGGCUUUAGAAAAUUUGGAGAAAUCCAAAAAUUAACUCGAAUAAUAUAAGAAUUUAAAUUAUCAAUUAGAGGAAUUAAUAAAAGAGAAUUAAGAAGUAGAAAAACAAAUAUACUAUCAAGAUUAACUGAAAAAAAAAAUAUCAGAACUAACAAAAAAAAUUAAUGAAGAAAAGAAAUAUAUAGAUCAAAAUUAAAUUAGCAUUUUAGAAAAUGAAAUAAAAAUUUAUGAAACAGAAAAUUUAAAAUAAGAAACUUAAAAAUAAAAGUAUGAUAAAUUAUAGCAGGAAAUUCAAAAUCUCAAAAAUCAAAUAGAAAAAUCCAAUAAUGAAAUAUAAGCUGAUAAAUUCGAUUAGUUUUCUUCACUAUAUUCAAAUUUAUAAGAAGAAAAUUAAAAAUUAGAAAACAAAAAAAAUUAUUUUUUAUAAUUACCUAAUCAAAUACAAGAACUUUAAGAAAGUAUUUAAUAGUUCACAGCAAAAAUUUAGAUAGGACAAAAUUAUCAAAAUGAAUUGAAUUCUUUAAAAAAUGAAGAAUAAAUAUUAAAAGAAUAGUAAAUUGAUAUUGAAUAAUUAAAAAAAUAAAUAGAAGAAAAAAGAAAAGCAAUUGAAAACUUAAAAAUAUAAUAGUCGAUUUAAUAAUAAUAAUAGCAAUAGAAUAUAAAAUUAGAUUAAGAAUUAAAUAAAUUUAAGAUUUAUCAAAAUAAUAAAUAGUAAUAGUUAUUUUGA